AUGAAACGAACUCUGGGAAUAUUUUGUUUCAUCUUGUUUUUAAAUUUUGCUUAUGGAGCCUUGCCAGCACCCAUGGUCAUCACUAAAUAUGGAGCUGUUGUGGGAAGCGCCCAAAUCACUCAAGAUGGUACAGUAAUCAACGAAUUCAUGGGUAUCCCCUUUGCUCAACCUCCUGUCGGAAAACUUCGUUGGGAGAAACCCGCAACUCCUAUUCCAUGGACAUCGCCCCUUAAUACUACAGCUUAUAAACAAGGAUGCAUUCCUUGCAUGAGUGGGCAAGUGGAAAGCUUUGGGGCCACCGAAGACUGUCUUUACCUAAACGUGUGGACUCCGGAUUUGCAAGGUAGCCUGCCAGUCCUUUUUUACAUCCACGGAGGAGCCUAUACGGGCGGGUCGGCGGCUGAUUUUCCGCCGCAAAGUUGGCGAGAGGUUUGGUCUCGACGAGGAAUUGUGGUUGUUACAAUUCAAUACAGAUUGGCGGAGCUAGGAUUCUUGACAACUAAUGAUAGUCGAAUUGUUGCAAAUUUGGGCUUGUGGGAUCAAAAUAUGGCGCUUCGAUGGGUUCAAGACAACAUUGGACGAUUUGGAGGCAACUCAAAACGAGUCACAAUUUAUGGAGGAUCGGCAGGUUCAUCUUCAGUGAGUCAACACACAAUGUCUCCCUACUCAAAAGAUCUUUUUCAACAAGCAAUCGCAAUGAGCGGCUCUGCCAUGGCUGAGUUUGCACGAGGGACAAACACACUCGAUUUCUCAAAUCUCUACUUUAAGAAAUUAAAAUGUGAUACGGCGCCAGAUAUCAAAGCCUGCAUGCAAAGCAAAACCCUCGAUGAACUCUAUAAGGUCGAAGCUGGAUAUGAAGGGUCAUGUGGACCAAGUAGCCUAGACUGGCUCGGUUUUGCACCAAUUAUUGAUGGAGACUUCUUACCUGUCCAGCCCGAGAUCGCCUUUAAGAAUGCUUACAAUAUUCCAAUUAUUAUGGGACUAAACCAAAAAGAAGGACGCGUAUUCACCCUGGAAGCAAACUAUCCGUUUUCUGUUCUGCCACCUGGAUAUUCUAAAUACACGCCAACGAGUUUUGCAAACUAUAUUGCUACAUGGAUAACAUCAAGAAACUAUGCGACUUCUGAGAACGCAACCGCUCACACGGAUAUCUUCAGCUUCUAUUCUCAAAACACCACUGGAGCAAACGAUCACUAUUUUUGGAUUGAACAAUACGUUCGAUCAUAUUCCGACUACAUCAUGAACGUCCCCGCUGUACGAGAAGCCUUGGCUAAAACUGCCGCCGGAGUGCCAGUGUUUGCGUUCAUCUUUGACCAUUAUAACAAUCAAACUUGGCCCGUUACAUUUCCAUGCCAAGGAUCAACUCACAGCGGUGACAGCCCGUACGUUCUUGACGCUGGAUUCAGCUUUACCCCUACCGUGGAAGAUGUGGCUACCGCUAACAACAUUCAGGAGCUAUUUGUUCAGUUCAUUCACACCGGUAAUCCAUCUACAAAUCAUAUCAACUGGGACAAGUUCGGCUCAAAGCUGGAGUAUCUAAGCCUUUCCGAGAAGCCCGUAAUGAAAACUGAUUGGUUCGGACCCAGCUAUCGGUUCUGGACUGAAGCUAUGAAAAAGUACAGCUACGAUUUCAUCAGCGGCCAAUAUUGGAAA
Molecule: messenger RNA, 1653 nt
Organism: Mesorhabditis belari
Lineage: Eukaryota; Metazoa; Nematoda; Chromadorea; Rhabditida; Rhabditidae
Source: the annotation of a GenBank genome assembly